This is a messenger RNA of Budorcas taxicolor (takin), 4222 nucleotides long. RefSeq names its product solute carrier family 23 member 2 (gene SLC23A2). Gene Ontology annotation, cellular component: membrane. Gene Ontology annotation, molecular function: transmembrane transporter activity. The coding region runs from base 190 to 2142 and encodes 650 amino acids. The transcript is spliced from 16 exons. The record is from RefSeq and is a predicted model, not a curated record. Gene Ontology annotation, biological process: transmembrane transport; L-ascorbic acid metabolic process. NCBI's taxonomy places the organism in Eukaryota, Metazoa, Chordata, Mammalia, Artiodactyla, Bovidae.
AGGCAACGGCCGGUACUGCGGAGCUGAGGCGCAGCGGAGGCGCAGCCGGCAGGACGGGAGCCCGGCGAGCUGCAGCCAGGUGCUAAGAAAUGGCACUUGUGGGGCUCAUCUCUGCCUGAGAAUCAGCACUGAAAGAGCUGACUCUGAACUUCCAACCACUGCAGUCCCCAAGCUACUCUUUUUCUCUUAAUGAUGGGUAUUGGUAAGAACACUACAUCCAAAUCCAUGGAGGCUGGAAGUUCAGCUGAAGGCAAAUAUGAAGAUGAAGCGAAGCACCCAUCUUUCUUUACUCUUCCGGUGGUGAUCAAUGGAGGGGCCACGUCCAGUGGUGAACAGGACAAUGAAGAUACUGAGCUCAUGGCAAUAUAUACAACAGAAAACGGCAUCGCAGAAAAGAGCUCCCUUGCUGAGACCUUGGAUAGCACUGGCAGUCUAGACCCCCAGAGAUCAGAUAUGAUUUAUACCAUAGAAGAUGUUCCACCCUGGUACCUGUGCAUAUUUCUGGGGUUGCAGCAUUAUCUGACAUGUUUUAGCGGCACCAUUGCAGUGCCCUUUCUGCUGGCCGACGCCAUGUGUGUGGGAUAUGACCAGUGGGCCACCAGCCAGCUCAUUGGGACCAUUUUCUUCUGCGUGGGAAUCACGACUUUGCUGCAGACUACUUUUGGAUGCAGGUUACCCCUGUUUCAGGCCAGUGCUUUUGCAUUUCUGGCCCCUGCUCGAGCCAUCCUGUCUUUAGAUAAAUGGAAAUGUAACACCACAGAUGUUUCGGUUGCCAAUGGAACAACAGAGCUGUUACACACAGAACACAUCUGGUAUCCCCGAAUACGCGAGAUCCAGGGAGCCAUCAUCAUGUCCUCAUUGAUAGAAGUGGUCAUCGGCCUCCUAGGCCUGCCUGGGGCUCUGCUGAAAUACAUCGGGCCCCUGACCAUCACACCCACGGUAGCCCUCAUUGGCCUCUCUGGUUUCCAGGCAGCAGGAGAGAGAGCAGGGAAGCACUGGGGCAUCGCCAUGCUGACUAUUUUCCUAGUAUUACUAUUUUCUCAAUAUGCCAGAAAUGUUAAAUUUCCUCUCCCAAUUUACAAAUCCAAGAAAGGAUGGACUGCAUAUAAGUUACAGCUUUUCAAAAUGUUCCCUAUCAUCCUGGCCAUCCUUGUGUCCUGGCUACUCUGCUUCAUCUUCACAGUGACAGAUGUCUUCCCUCCUGACAGCACGAAGUAUGGCUUCUAUGCUCGAACUGAUGCCAGGCAGGGUGUGCUGCUGGUAGCCCCGUGGUUUAAGGUCCCAUACCCAUUUCAGUGGGGACUGCCCACCGUCUCUGCAGCUGGUGUCAUCGGCAUGCUCAGUGCAGUUGUUGCCAGUAUUAUCGAGUCUAUCGGGGACUACUAUGCCUGUGCAAGGUUGUCUUGUGCCCCAUCACCUCCCAUCCAUGCAAUAAACAGGGGGAUUUUCGUGGAGGGUCUCUCCUGUGUUCUCGAUGGCAUUUUUGGUACUGGGAAUGGCUCUACUUCAUCCAGUCCCAACAUUGGAGUUUUGGGAAUUACUAAGGUUGGCAGUCGUCGGGUGAUACAGUACGGCGCAGCCCUCAUGCUCGCAUUGGGCAUGAUCGGAAAGUUCAGUGCCCUCUUCGCCUCCCUUCCAGAUCCUGUGCUUGGUGCCCUCUUCUGUACUCUCUUUGGAAUGAUCACUGCUGUUGGACUCUCUAACUUGCAGUUCAUUGAUUUAAAUUCUUCCCGGAACCUCUUUGUGCUUGGAUUUUCAAUCUUCUUUGGGCUCGUCCUUCCAAGUUACCUCAGACAGAACCCUCUUGUCACAGGGAUAACAGGAAUCGAUCAAGUGUUGAAUGUUCUUCUCACAACUGCUAUGUUUGUAGGAGGCUGUGUGGCUUUUAUUUUGGAUAACACCAUUCCAGGUACUCCAGAGGAAAGAGGAAUCAGAAAAUGGAAGAAGGGCGUGGGCAAAGGGAGCAAGUCUCUCGAUGGCAUGGAAUCCUAUGAUUUGCCAUUUGGCAUGAACAUUAUUAAAAAAUACAGAUGUUUCAGCUACUUACCCAUCAGCCCAACCUUUGCAGGCUACACAUGGAAAGGCCUCGGGAAGAGCGCUAGUAGCCGGAGUUCAGAUGAAGACUCGCAGGCCACAGUAUAGCCGUAGCUCAUCCUGUGGCCUGGCCACAGCGAGGCAUGAACCUGUAGUUCCUUGCUGAGUAACAGGAAGUAACAUAUAUGUUUGUAGAUCUGCAUUUACAUUCUCCACCCCAGAGCUAAGACAGAUUACAGGUAGCUUUUUCUUGUGGGUGUGAUCAUGUCUAAUACGAUGUCUCACCUAUCUUUUUAUUUAAGCCCUUGAGAACAUCUGUUGAUGGUCAUGGUCACUGAAUUUGAAGUUCCUGCUCUCCUGUGGGAGUGGAUGCUUGAAGUCUGCAGUGACUUCUUGUUUUCAGUCCCCUUCUAACACCCUGUGCUAGCUUACUUACAGGCCACCUCCAGGGUUCAGGGGCUUUCUGUCCUUGAAAGCACCAGGACCUGCACCUACAGAGACCUCCUCUGGUCAGGGGGUACCAAUAUCCUUGCAUUGUCACAACUGACUGGUCAAGUGUGAUUUUAUGAUGCCUGAUGCUGUGUGUAGGUGGCUGCUGGCCAGUUGUAAACAAUGAGAUGCUUUACACUGUGCCCAAAUCUGUGCAUGGGUAAAGUCUGUACAGAUAGAAUGGAAAUUGGGGGAUUGGACAGGAAGGGAAAGUACCUUGAAAUCAGUAUCUGAUUCUCAAUUACACUUUCUUGGUGCCACCCUGGCCCAAGCUAGGCCAACCCAUCUCUUAUUGGUCUCCUUUUUACUAGUAGCUGAGACACUCUAUUUGGUAUUUAUCACUCCUGGCUGGUGUGACGGGUAUGGAGUGCCACACGAAGGCACCAAGCAGAUGUUUAUGAGGAUCUUGGCUCUGCUGACAUGUGGAUGUCAGUUAUUGUUGUGUGUAUUUGUAAUUACAAGAUUUUAUUCCUAUUUAAUGUAACUGAUUAUGGAUUUUUUAAAUCAGUGUUUUUCCACGUGACCCUCUUACCUAAAAUCCCUAUUACUUGUCCCUUAUCUCCUAUCCCCCAUUAAGAAGGGAACCAGCAUUUGUGAAAGCUGUGGACUCCAACAGGGACGUUUGUUGUCAUGGCUCUAGAAGGCCAGUAACCAUUAUUGUGGUUGUGUUUUGUAUUGCUUGAUACCAUGAAAGUGUAAAUACAUAAUGCUUAAUCUGUUCAUCAAACUGACUGCUGGACCAGAGCCCAGAAACCAUGAGUUAAGUUAUACAUUGAUUUGUUUUCUGAAGAAGGGAAGCCAGGGCAGGUGACAAAACAGCUGCCAUACUGAAUGGUUCCGCAUCCUGGUAAAUUAAUCGCUGCAGUUAAGUUGCCAUUCACAUCUGGCAGUUAAGGCUUAAGGAGACUUUCUGUGGGUUGUCAUGUUGAAUGUCUGCUGGAUUUUUAUUUUCCAGAGGGGAAGACUAGAUCCCCUGACCAAAUGCUUCCUUUCUUGUUGAAGGGAUAAGAAAAGCAGCUAGCAGUCCGGCUCUGUUAAAUUCUUAUUAAUAACAUUAUUUCUGACAAAAAUGACUUAUUGAAUUUGGUUUGAAAUUUUCAAUCAAAGGAAAAGCCUGAGUGACCUUGUUUCAUGAGAUAGUGCUUCUUAAGUGUUUAUUUACCUGAUUGUUUACAGGCAGUGGGCACAUGGCUCUUAGCAGCCUUGAAUCCACAUGGUGAAUUUCUGGCCCCCACAACUGGCCUCCUUGACUCCUGUAAAGUUUGGGGCUUUAAGGCCUAUUCUGGCAAGAACACUCCAGAGCUACUGCAUUGUUUUGCCAAAACCUUAUUGCAAAUUAAGUAAAGAAAGACUCUAAAUUUAAAUUUGUAUGGGUUUUUUUUUUUGGGGGGGGGGAGCAUAUUUAGAAGCACACUGGUUAAUGAUUUUCAUCCUGUUGACUUGGUAAGCCCUGAAGACUGACAGCCCUAGUUGUCACCUUAAUUGCCUAGUUUAUUCUUUAUAUUUUGCUUAGCAUCUCCAAUUUCUCUCCUCUGAACAGUGGGGAAAACUGUUAAACAUCCCAGAGAUUUGCAGUAUUCUUGGUCUCUAGAUGAGCAGAAUGACCAAAUACCCAAAUGAAAGCCUCUGAACCAUUGGUAAUUCAGGAACAAGUUCCCUUCAGCUUAACUUGACCCAGACAUCUUCUCUCCCAAUGGGU